AUGGAAAGAAUUAAUUAUGUUGAUAGGUUAGUUAAUCAAAGUGAUGACACUUGUGUUAAGAAUCUUAGAAUGAACAUGGGAGCAUUUCAUAAAUUAUGCUAUACACUUGAAUCACGAGGAUACAUACGUGAUAGUAAGCAUAUGAAUGUUGUUGAACAAGUUGCCAUUUUUCUAUACAUAUUAGCGCACCACAAGAAAAUGAGUGUUAUAAGCACCUCUUUUCAAAGGUCGAGUGAAUCGAUUAGUCGACACUUUCAUAUGGUUCUUCUCGGGGUCUUGAGGUCACAAGAAUUUAAGCAUCCUGAACCGAUUCCAAAUGACUCAACCGACGGAAAUUGGAAGUACUUUAAGAAUUUCCUAGGGGCUCUAGAUGGGACACAUAUAAGAAUGAAUGUAGCUGCUGAAGACAAGGCUAGGUAUCGAAACAAGAAGGGUGAAAUUACUACUAAUUUCCUUGCCGCGGUUACACCAGAUUUACAGUUCUCUUAUGUAUUGACUGGUUGGGAAAGGUCCCCGGCUGAUGGGAGAGUUUUAAAAGAUGCUUUGUCAAGAAAAAAUGGACUUAAAGUCCCAAAGGGUACUUAUUAUUUAGUAGACGCGGGUUAUACUAAUGGAGAAGGAUUCUUGGCACCUUAUAGAGGACAAAAGUACCACUUGAAUGAUUGGAACGAUGGACAUCAACCUAUUUGUGCUAAAGAGUAUUUCAACAUGAGACACUCGACGGCUAGAAAUGUAGUUGAGCGUUCUUUCGGCGUCUUAAAGAAGAGAUGGGAAAUCUUGAGAAGUCUCUCAUUCUACCCUCCGAAAAUUCAAAGUCGAAUAAUUCUUGCUUGUUGUGUUUUACAUAAUUAUAUUAGAAAUGAAAUGACUUAUGAUCCAUGUGAAAUCGACUUUGAAAGAGAAGGGAGGACAAAUAUGGAGCAUGAGGGGAUAAAAGACAAUAUCACAAGCAUUGGCAUAACUCCCGAAUGGACAUCAUUUAGGGAUAAUUUAGCUGAAACAAUAUAA
Molecule: messenger RNA, 1008 nt
Organism: Daucus carota subsp. sativus
Lineage: Eukaryota; Viridiplantae; Streptophyta; Magnoliopsida; Apiales; Apiaceae
Product: protein ALP1-like
Exons: 3
Coding region: 1-1008 (335 amino acids)
Source: RefSeq, a predicted model, not a curated record